UCAAUAGAAUUCUGGUGUCUUGACGCAUUUUUUGCUAAUUUCAACGGUUGUCCACUUUGACGCGGACGAUUGUGUACCGAGAUGUGAGACGAAAGUGCUCCUGCGAAGGCUGGGUUAAAUUUCAACAUGUCCACUCUCAAGGAACGUAUUGCUGCGCUGCAAGCCAACAGUGGACUUACACCUCCUGGGGAUGGAUCGUCACGAUCUUCGACUCCAUCUGCAGGCCCGCAGCGCUCGCCGUCGGAAAAGGUGCCUGCGAAUCGCUUGAGCGACAAAAUAGCGCGUUUCGACAAACUUGGCGGGGCACCUGUGCCGAGAAGUGGCUUUGGAUUAGGAUCUCUGCUUUCUCCUGUGCCAAUUCCCCGAAAUACGAGUCAUUCAAGCGAUUUAUGGAGCAAACAGUUAGCUACUGAUGCCAAGCUGACUCGGAGCACAUCAGACCUCUUUUCAAGGGAACCACAACCCACUUCUCCAUCUGAGCCACGUCCCUUUGAAACGAUACCCCAUUUCCUGAGUCUCCUCGCCUAUACACAGUCUUUCUCCAACUCCUCGCAGCCCUUCCUGGGAGCUGGGUAUUUUAUCCCCUGUCACGUUCCGCCGCCUCCGAACCUCCGAGGGGGAUUUUUCAGACCAAUGCCUCAAAGUCCUGGAGUGGAUACGGAGCCAUCGACCUUAUUGCCCCCCUUCAACGAGGCAUGGCCCCAAUGCUUGUCGGUUUAAUGCGCCACGGUUUACUCCAACAUGCAAUCAAACUUCCUUAGAGUACUAUGCUUAGCAUUGAUGAGGUAUUUAUCAGGAAUCCGACCGAUAGGGUCAUUUCUGGACCUCUUCCCAGCUACCUUUUGCGGAAUGACAGCCAUGGACUUGACGAUCUGGAUAUCGCUCUGGCACGCCAUUGUACUAGAGACGCGAUUGGGGAAGAGGUGCCCCACAAAGCUGGCUUCAUCAAGACCAGCCCCCG
Molecule: messenger RNA, 961 nt
Organism: Cantharellus anzutake
Lineage: Eukaryota; Fungi; Basidiomycota; Agaricomycetes; Cantharellales; Hydnaceae
Exons: 3
Coding region: 127-720 (197 amino acids)
Source: RefSeq, a predicted model, not a curated record